AUGCUCAAGCCUCCUCCGAUAAGACCUUGGACCUGCGCCAGAUGUCUUCGCCUUGAACCUCGUCGCCGCCUGGCCACCGCCGCUACUUCUGCGACUUCACAAUCCACUUCCGCCCCGCCGCUUGUGUCGCAUCAGAACCCCAGCACGUCGCACCAAGAUGCCACUCUACGCCAAAUCUUCGACUCGCAACCCUUCUGGCAGCACUUCUCUGCUCGACAGACCCAUCCAUCUCGGAAAUCGCUAGGACUCUUCCAGAACCGCUACCUCACAAAGCCCCAAGGCUUCGAGCACUUUGCCUCCAUCACUCUCGCAAAAUGCAAGCGCAUAGUCUCAAACGUCUUGGCAUACAACAGCGUCGAGCAGUACAAGAAGAUCGCAAAAGAUUUGGAUCGCUUGAGUGACUUGCUAUGUCGAGUCAUUGACCUUUGCGAUUUUGUUCGCUCCACCCACCCGGAUCGCAACAUACAAGCUGCUGCUACUCAGGCAUAUGCACAAAUGUUUGAGUACAUGAAUGUUUUAAACACGACCACUGGAUUAAAUGAUCAAUUGAAGGUGGCCCUGGCGAAUCCCGACGUCACUGCAUCAUGGAGCGAGGAGGAAAUGACCGUCGCCAACAUUUUAGCCAGGGACUUUGCAAAGUCAGCCAUCGACCUUUCCGACACUGAUCGCCAGGCUUUUGUCGAGCUUUCCAAUGAGAUUGCUGAAAUCGGUCCAGAAUUUGUGGAUCAGAUGGUUCCUGAACAGCCUCUUCUCAAGCUUCCUAGCAGCAAGCUGAAGGGCAUGGAUCCUCUGGUGGUACGCCAAUUGACCAAAUGGGGCAGUGUGUCUUUGCCUUCUAUUGGUAUGCCUGCCUCCCUCGCUCUGCGUACUGUCGAAGACGCAGACACAAGACGGGAGAUCUACAUGGCCAACCGCACAUCGGCCAGAGCAAACAUCGAGCGUCUAGAGCAUCUACUGCACAGACGCGCUGAACUUGCUCGUCUUUCUGGACACGAUUCAUUCGCGCACAUGGCUCUGUCCGAUAAGAUGGCAAAGAGCCCUGAGGCCGUGGUCAAAUUCUUGGAUGCGCUGGCUGUUGACAAUGCUCCGCGCGUGCGAUCAGAGAUACAAGAACUUCUGGAACUGAAGAGCUCUGAUGCUCGUAGUGGAAACUUUCCUGGCGAGAUUAAUGCAUGGGAUAGGGAUUACUAUCAACACCGUCUAUUGACGUCCAUGAGAUCAAAAGCCCGCACCCCUGAUGUGCUCUCAGCCUACUUCUCCCUUGGAACUGUCAUGCAAGGUUUAUCGCGCCUCUUCCACCGACUCUAUGGCAUCCGCCUAGUGCCCAAGGAAGCCGCUCCAGGCGAGACCUGGAACAAUGAUGUGCGCCGCCUAGAUGUGAUAGACGACCGCGAAGGCCACGUCGCAGUAAUAUACUGUGACCUCUUCGAGCGCGCCGGCAAAUCUCCAAAUCCCGCUCACUUCACCCUCCGCUGUUCGCGCCGCAUCCUCGCCGACGAGCUCGAAGAAGCAGAAGCUCUACGCAACGUCACCGGCGACCUCUUCGCCACAGCCCAAGAAGCAGCAACCGACGGCCUAGCCCUCAACAACUCCCCUCGCGAUAACAAUGAACUGUAUCAAUUACCCACUAUAGCAUUGAUUUGCGACUUUGCUAUUCCGCAGGGAGGAGCCAAGCAACGGCCAGCUCUGCUUACCUUCAGAGAAGUGCAGACGCUGUUCCAUGAGAUGGGUCAUGCGUUGCACUCCAUCUGCGGACGCACCGCACUCCAAAAUGUAUCUGGCACUAGGUGUGCCACCGAUUUUGCAGAACUGCCUAGUGUACUGAUGGAGCACUUUGCCUCUGCACCAGAGGUCCUCGCUCUGUAUGCCCGUCACUGGGAAACCGAUAAACCGCUAGAUGCAACAAGAGUUGCUGAAAGAGUAAAUCUGGAUACCAAGACUCAAGGUAUAGAGACCGAGGCACAACUCUUGCUGGCUAUGUUGGAUCAAAGCUACCAUUCCAAACUACCGCUCAACAAUUCCUUCUCGUCAACAAAAACCUACCACGAUAUCUGGAGCAGAUACUCUUCAAUUCCCGAACCCUCUGGUACCUCCUGGCAAGGAUUCUUCGGACACUUGUUUGGCUAUGGCGCAACUUACUAUUCGUAUCUCUUCGAUAGAGCGAUCGCAGGGAAGAUCUGGAAAGAUGUGUUUCAGAGGAGUCAGCUGGGAGGAGUGGAUCCAGGUGCUGGAGAGAGGUUGAGUGAGGAGGUGCUCAGGCAUGGUGGUGGCAGGGAUGGGUGGCAUUGUGUUGCUGGUGGUGAGGAGGCUAUGGGUAUGGUUGGGCAGUGGGGUGUCAAGGAUUGA
Molecule: messenger RNA, 2346 nt
Organism: Aureobasidium namibiae CBS 147.97
Lineage: Eukaryota; Fungi; Ascomycota; Dothideomycetes; Dothideales; Saccotheciaceae
Product: zincin
Exons: 2
Coding region: 1-2346 (781 amino acids)
Biological process (GO): peptide metabolic process
Cellular component (GO): mitochondrion
Molecular function (GO): metalloendopeptidase activity
Source: RefSeq, a predicted model, not a curated record